Messenger RNA from Chaetomium fimeti, 1304 nucleotides. RefSeq lists its product as uncharacterized. Lineage: Eukaryota; Fungi; Ascomycota; Sordariomycetes; Sordariales; Chaetomiaceae. The transcript has a single exon. The record is from RefSeq and is a predicted model, not a curated record. Bases 1 to 1275 code for a protein of 424 amino acids.
AUGGACGGCCUACCACCGCACCACCACCGCCCUCACCCGCGCUUCCGCCCACCGCUACACACCCUCCCCCUCCCCUUCCCGCUCCUCCUCCUUCCCCCCCUCCUCCUCUUCAUCGCCACCCUAACAACGCACAUCACCACCCUCCUCCACGACCCCAACAUCCCCUUCCUCCUCUCCCAAUGCCACGCCCACGCCCGCCUCCCCCUCCUCACCACCUCCCCCCUCCUCCCAGAUUUUGUGUCAACCCCGCUCUGCUUCCUCACAACCCUCCUCCAAACCGCCGCCGGCUCCGCCUCAGCCUCAGCCUCAGGCUCGGGCUCGGGCGCAGGCGCAGGCUCAGGCUCCCCAGAAACAGCAAGCCUCCGCGCGGGCGCCACCCUCGCGCCCAUACUAGCAGCCAUCGCCGCGUUGGUCACAAUCACAACCCUCGAGUCGGCGCGCGUAUGCAACACCCCCGCGCGACUGCUCAAACACCCGACCGCGCUCUGGGCGGUAUUCCAACUCCUCGGCGGCCCGGCGAUGGGCGCGCUAGUCUGGCAGGUGGGGUUCGUGCCUGCUUUCCUUAGGAGGGGGCGCGGGGUGGUGGUGGAGCGCAAUGGCGGGCGGUUGGGGGAUCAUCAUCAUCAUCCGGUGUUGGGGGAUGGGAUGGGGAUGGGGAUGGGGAUGAUGGGGAUGCGGCAUGUGCGGGUGCGGGCGGAGGGGUGGGCGGUGCCGGUUGCGGUGGGAGUGGGGUUUGUGGUGCCGGCGGUGGUGAUGCUGGUUGUGGAUUCGGCGGUGGCGGUUGGGGUUUGGUUGCUGUUCCCCGUGUGGGUGUCGGUGGUGCGGAGGGUGGUUCGGGGGUUGGUGGUGGUGGUGUUGGGCCGCGAGAAAUGGGGUGGGAGUGUGCACUUGGAGAGGAGCUGGAGCGCGGUGGUGGGUGUUUAUGCCGUGCCGGUGCUGUGCUCGGUACUGGCGCACGCCUACCUCGUCUGGUCGCUGACGCAGCCCGACGACCGCCGCGAAAUGACGCGCUCGACGCUUAAGCUCAUUACAACCGAUGCCUUCUUCCUCGGCCUGACGGUUCUGUACUGGGUGUUUAUGGAAGCGGGGUGGCGGGCGGCCCUGGUUAUGGUGGGGAUAUCCGCGGCGCUGGGACCCGGGGCCGGGAUCUGCGCUGCGUGGAUCUAUCGGGAGCGGGCGGUCGAUCUGGAUCGGAGCGUGACGGUCGUGGCGGUCGGAUCGCGGAGGCCGAGCGAAGACGCGGAUCCGUCUGAACAAACCCCGCUGUUGCGGUGAGGCAGAGACAUGAUGAAGUGUGCAGGGGU